AUGUUCGGUCGCGAUUCACCUGUCAGACCAUCUAUCCGAGAGCAAAUAGCCGCCAAAAGAGCUGAAUUUCAGAACUCACCCAUUGGUAAAAGACAAGCUGCAGCAUCUGCGGCUGCAUCAGCAUCAGCAUCAGCAGCGUCAGGAUAUAGUUCACCUGCUCCGAGAAGAACUGGCAAUGCUUCCACGUUCGCCGUUCCAGGGGGAUCUGAAUUAGCGGAUAAGACUAAAGAGGGUGAAAUCAAGAGAUCUAUCAGAUCCGGUAAACUCGAUUUGUGUUCAUUGUCACUUGAUAUCAUUCCACCCGAAGUAUAUACUACAUUACUUGGUAUACCAUCAGAAGAACUCUCAUCUCCACCAAUCAAAUCAAUCCCAUCAUCAGAUAUACCAAAAGGAUCAUUGAUAGAUCCAAAUGUCACACCCCCAAGAGGACUAGGUAAGGAUGAAGAAAAGGAAUUGGUGUUUGGUUCCAAAGUGAAAAGAAAGGAAGAAUGGAUCGAACCUGAAGAAUUAACAGCUUUCAGAAUCGCUGAAAAUAAUUUGAGAUCCAUCGAAAGAGAAAUUGGAAUGUUUGGUGGUUUGGAAAGAUUAGAUCUUAGUCGAAAUCAGCUGAAAGAACUUCCAGAUAGUGUAGCUGAUCUACUGAAACUGACCAGCUUGGAUUUAUCUUCAAAUUCAUUCACUUCUUUACCACGUCCAGUCCUCGUUUUGCCUUCACUUCAAGUCCUUGAUAUAUCCAAUAAUGCGAUUCACAAUAUAUCAUUCUCUGAUCCUAUCGGACCAUCAGAAGAUGGAUUAUCAUACGGAAUAGGAUUUUUCACUACUUCAUUUGAACGUCAAGCACAGUUGAAAGCCCUCAAACCUAUUUUCCCAGUGUUAAGAUCAUUCAAUAUCAGUCAUAACAAAUUGACUGUUCCCGGUUUAAUCGAAUUGUCAAAACCGAAAAAUACAAAUGGAAAUGUAAUCAAAUUGGAAGCUAUGUUAGUGUUGAAUCUUGAAAAUAACAAUCUUCAAGGUACAUUAGAUUAUAAAGAAAUCGGUUUAACACCUGAUAAAAUGCCUUUCUUAACUUCUUUGAUCUUAAGUAGGAAUACAAAUUUAAGAGGUACCAAUGGAUCUUUAGCCAAAACUGCCAAAAUCGAAUUAUCAGGUUGUAAUUUAAGGCAAGGUACACCUCAACCAGAAUCACAAACGACCACUACGGAAGAGAAUCAAUCUAUACCACAAGAUGAUGAUGCGAGUACCGCUGUGAAUACAUCGUCACCCAAAGAAUCAACGAAAUCAAUACCGAAUCCAAAUCUAACAUUGGUUUAUAGAACUUUGCCGGCAGCUACUUUCGAUUCUGAACCAUUACCUAUUGAUUUCGAUAUAUACCUACCUCCAAAUUCAACACCAUCCAAGGCGGGUCAUCCUUUGGUCAUCUGGUUUCACGGCGGUGGACUAUUACAAGGUAAUAAAGAGAAUUUACCUCCUCAUUUUAGAAGACUACCUUCUCAUCCAUUCAUUGACAGUAAGGGAGAAGAAGAAAAUGUCAUUGUGAUUUCACCGAAUUAUAGACUGGCACCUCAGACUCCAAUCUUGGAUAUCCUAGAUGAUGUAACACAUCUCAUAACAUAUAUCAAAACGAAACUGAAUGAUCGACUGAAGAAAGAAGAUAAAGAUUACUCGAUUGAUGUGAAUAGGAUUUGUUUGUCAGGUGGAUCAGCAGGUGGUUACUUAGCUUUAAUAGCUGGAUUAAAUGUACCUGCAAAUCUAAACGAAGAAGAUAUAGGUGGAUACAGAGGGUUGAAGGAUAAAAAUGGAAUUACAUGUCUAGCCCCGUUUUAUCCUAUUACUGAUUUGACUGAUAAGUUCUGGGCGACUGAAACGGAUCCUGUACCAUGGAUGGGGACUAGCGUCCCUCAUUCAGACGCAAAACCACAUUUGAAUCCUAAAUCACCUCCUAUAUGCUCAACACCUUCAGGUGGACCAAGAUCAAUACUUUAUCCAUACAUGCUACAACAUGGUUUAUUCCCCGGGUUAUUAUUCCAAUCUCAGAAAUCGGUCGGAUACGGUCUAGACGCAUUUCGUCCUUCCCCUUUAUCACUGUCUGUCCCACAUCGACUAGAUCUAGCAAACCAAAAAAAUCUGAAACAACCGCCAAUCUACUUCUUGUACGGCACAAUCGAUGAUAAAGUUCAACCAAUGCAAAGUACGCUACAAUCUCUGGAAAAAUCAGAUUGUCAUUUAACAGUGAAAAAAGUCGAAGGAGGUGAUCAUGCCUUUGAUGAAGAUCCUGAAGUUGAAUGUGAAGAUUUCAAAGCAUGGUUAGGGGAGACACUGAUUUAA
Molecule: messenger RNA, 2325 nt
Organism: Kwoniella shivajii
Lineage: Eukaryota; Fungi; Basidiomycota; Tremellomycetes; Tremellales; Cryptococcaceae
Exons: 5
Coding region: 1-2325 (774 amino acids)
Molecular function (GO): protein binding; lipase activity
Source: RefSeq, a predicted model, not a curated record